This is a messenger RNA of Odontomachus brunneus, 3447 nucleotides long. It is a transcript of the gene sals, whose product is annotated as ABC transporter F family member 4. Gene Ontology annotation, molecular function: actin binding. Lineage: Eukaryota; Metazoa; Arthropoda; Insecta; Hymenoptera; Formicidae. The record is from RefSeq and is a predicted model, not a curated record. Bases 516 to 3332 code for a protein of 938 amino acids. The transcript has 8 exons.
UUCCCGGACUCGCGCAAAAAUCUUCGACCCCGUCGUGGUACAUACUCUCCCCUCUCGUUGAGAGACGCGAGAAACGCGUCGGUCGGUUGACGUCGCGGACGCUAGUUUGACGCCAGAUUGUUUUUCCGCGGGAAUCUCGCUUGGGAAGUUCGAGUCGCGAACCGAAUAAUCAUCCUUGGCGACGUUUCGUUGAGAAAGAGAGAAGUGGGUCGCCCGAUCUCGCCCACGCGAGAGCCCCACCUUCGCGUAUCGCGGUCGGUCCAGGAGUUCCUCAGUGGCGCAUCGCGCACGUCCUCGGGAGGAUCGUAAUCGUCGGCAAGGAAUUGCGUGCAGAACAGGGGCGCGAAGAAUCGGUUCAAACGAACGCAAGGCGAACUAGGUGACGUCACUCUUUGUCGACACAUCGGCGAAGGAUACGGGGGAAAAAAAAAAGCGAAGGUGUGACCAUCGUUCGGAUUGUUCGUCCUCUGUAGCGAAAGAGAAAGAGGGAAGGGGAGACGCUAAGCACAAGGAAAAUGCCCGGCGCCGGUGGUCAGCCGCCGCAGAGGACCACCUUUCGACCACCAUGGGUCAAGGAAGGUCCAAACCCGCUGCCGAUGCCCACCGCGCCCUGGACCCUCAACUCCCGUAGAGACUCUAAGCCGAAAACCGAGGAAGUUCCCGCCUUCACUCAAGUCACCUUAAAGAGUGUGCCAAAACCCGCAGAGUCCGCGGCACCUUCCUCGGAUGAACCACAACCACGUAAACCUGCCUUUGAAGGACAACCGCGUAAACCUUCCUCAGAUGGACAACCACGUAAACUUUCCUCAGAUGGACAACUGCGUAAACCUCCCUCAGAUGGACAACCGCGUAAACCUCCCUCAGAUGAACAACCGCGUAAACCUCCCUCAGAUGGACAACCGCGUAAACCUCCCUCAGAUGGACAACCGCGUAAACCUCCCUCAGAUGGACAACCGCGUAAACCUCCCUCAGAUGGACAACCGCGUAAACCUCCCUCAGAUGGACAACCGCGUAAACCUCCCUCAGAUGGACAACCGCGUAAACCUCCCUCAGAUGGACAACCGCGUAAACCUCCCUCAGAUGGACAACCGCGUAAACCUCCCUCAGAUGGACAACCGCGUAAACCUCCCUCAGAUGGACAACCGCGUAAACCUCCCUCAGAUGGACAACCGCGUAAACCUCCCUCAGAUGGACAACCGCGUAAACCUCCCUCAGAUGGACAACCGCGUAAACCUCCCUCAGAUGGACAACCGCGUAAACCUCCCUCAGAUGGACAACCGCGUAAACCUCCCUCAGAUGGACAACCGCGUAAACCUCCCUCAGAUGGACAACCGCGUAAACCUCCCUCAGAUGGACAACCGCGUAAACCUCCCUCAGAUGGACAACCGCGUAAACCUCCCUCAGAUGGACAACCGCGUAAACCUCCCUCAGAUGGACAACCGCGUAAACCUCCCUCAGAUGGACAACCGCGUAAACCUCCCUCAGAUGAACAACCGCGUAAACUUUCUUCAGAUGGACAACCGCGUAAACAAAGUAAAAUCACGAUAAUACCGUCGCCACCGAAGAAUGAGAAGAUACCGAGCGGUCGGCCGAUGUUGCGCGAGAAUGGGCGGCAGGAGCCAAAUUCGAGGCCACAGCUCGAACGGCAAGUUCGUAUCGAGAGAUCUCGAUCGCGUGGUGACAGUAUACCACUCUCCAAGAGUGAGAGCACUACAGGUGCCCCGACAUUAUCGAAGAGCUCCUCAAGAGCGAACAUACCACCGCCUCCCCCACCACGACCACCACCACCACCACCUGCCAGGACAAUCCUUAAGGAGCUCCCACUACUCAACGAUAAUCAAAUGCAAAAGCUGGAUAUUUUGAAGUCCAGGCCCAGGAAGCGUCCUGAUUGGGCCAGUAUGAUGAAGGAAGUGGAAAGCGGCAAGACUUUGAGGCAUGUGAAGUGCAAUGACAGAAGCGCACCUCUGAUUGAAAGAGUGAACAAAGUCACAGCUGACCCAGCAGGUAAGGCCCACUUCGUGUUCGAGUCUGAAAAGUCAAAUAUGCACAAUCAACUGCUGAAGCAGAUUCAGCAAGGAGUGAGGCUUAAAAGUGUCAAGACAAAUGAUCGUUCAAAGCCAGUAUUGGAAGGUCUUCGGAAAUUUCGACGACAGUUGACUAUAGAGGAACAAAUACAAAAGGCGGAAGAGACGCCCGUAGAAGAUGAAAUCCAGGAUGAGAUGGACGAUAUAGACGCAGUAAGGGAUGAUUUACAAAGCACAAAGCAAAUGCUGGCGUUAGAAUUGAGAAACAAGGAUGCUUUGGAGCGUGACAAUAAACGUUUACAGGUUAGAAUUUUGAAUCUCGAGUCAGAACUGGAUCGUGUGAAGUCCCAGAAAAACGUUCAGGAGAGUAAGCAGCAAGACGAAAAACUUACGGAAUCCUUAAGACAGGAAGCACAACAAGCGAAAAAAGAUGCGGAAAAAGCCGAGAAGGAAUACACUAGCGCUGCCGAGGAAAGAGAUAAAGCGAAAAACGAAUUAGAAGAAAUGAAAAGAAUGUAUACAGCGUUGGAGAGACGCAUGAAAGUUGCAGAAGAGCUUGAAUCAGUUGAGGCUGAACCAAUUGUUCAGCUAAUGGAAGAUUGGAAGGACGUAGGAUACGCGAUGUACGAUUUUACAGGAAUGGCACUGGCCGGUUGUCCUAGCGCAAAGGACGUAGUCAAAGUCGCAACGCAGAAAAGUAUAGAUAAACAAGAUCCCAGUGAAAGCGAGGAGGAAGAGGAGAGUACAGAGGAAGAGGACGAGGAGGAGGAGGAAGAUCCAAAAGCUGCCGCAGAAAAACGAGCGCAGAGGGAAAUUAAAUUUCUCAUUUCGAAGAUUAAGAGCUUCAAGGACAAGGCGGUAAACGCUCGAAAAGAGAGGCAUGCACUAAAGGAACAAAUCAAGCAGCAGCAAAAAUUACUAGGUGAGGAAAAGAAGAAGUUUAAGCAGCUGCAAAAGGAAGUGGACAAGAUGGCUAAAUUAAUGUCGGAGAACGACGAAGAGGAGGAAGAGGAAGAGGAGGAAGAAGAAGAAGAUGAGGAGGAAGAGACGGAAUCUGAGGAAGAGUCGGAAUCCGACGAAUCGGAAGAAGAAUCCGAAUCGGACGACGAGAAAGCACCUUUCGAGCAACGUAAAAAUAUAUUUGAAAAGCGCGUUAAAAGGCACGAAGGACGGCUGGCGGCUUUGAAGAAAGGCAAUUAUUUACUCAAGGCCCAAGUGGAUAGGAUUAAGGACAAUUUGGUGAAACAGCGAGAGCAGAGUAUUACCCUGCAGGAAGACCUCGACUCUGUCUUAGCGGAGCUAGGUUAGAACGUAAGGAAAAGAUAUUUUCUGAGAGUACAGAAAAUGUAUACAUACACGUAUAAAUAUUGCAUAUUGAAAUAUAGAAAAUAUUAUACGUAAUGAAAAGAGAAAUGAUUACACA